AUGAGCACUUCGAGUGGCGAAAGCGUCCCAAUGGAUUCAACCUCUUCACCCACAGGCUCGACCAUGAUGGCCAUGAGCGUCCGGGUCGUUGCCGAGAAGAUGUCCCGAACGCUGCAGUUGCCGAACGAACUGCCCUACUGGCUAGCCGCCAACGACGCUGUAGCCGCUGCAUCCCCUGGAGCCACUCCUGCUGCAAAGUUGCGACGUGCUCGCCUGGCCCAAAUUGCCCGAGCUGCACAAAGGGCGGACAUAGCCGCAACUCUGGCUUCCAUUCAAGUCCACGAUGUAGCUUCACGCGCCAAAAUCAGCGCCGACAUGGCCUCCGCAGCCGUAGUCGCCGCCAAUGCUCCCGCGACCCCCGAUUCAUCUACCCCGACUGACCAACGUUCCAAGCCCACCGGCUACACUAUCGUCUCGUUCAUCAAGCGCCGCCGGGCCCACAACGACCCAGAAUUCACAUACGUCGCCAAAGUACGCACCGACCAAGGAGCCAUAGCCACACACCUGUUCCUCGAAUCCGAGCUGCCCAACCGUGCGGAAACCGUUUCCAUAUUCGAGGCAUAUGACGCAUACUGCAACACCUCCCCUCCCCCUUUCCCGACCACGUACUCCGCGUGGCUCAAGAGCCAAACCCACAGACGCCUUCCUGCAUCAGCCAGCCCAACGAAACAAUGCCUUCCUGAAGCCAUGCGCAUCGCCGCCGUGAAGCUCGCGGCUACGCUCAACUUUAGCGAUGGAGAUUUCGUCGACUUCAAGAAAUCUCAGAUAAUUGAAGGAACAUGGGGCGUUCCGCUCAAUGCGAUUCGCACCUUCCUUUACCACCUUGCUGGUUUUGGCCUCAAACUCGACCGCGCAGCCUUGAAGAUCAACCAUGUCGGUCACGCUUCGGGCACGGUCCAAGACAACCUCCGACGUGUUCUCCCUUCCCUCCAGACCCACGCACUCGUGAUCCUGGCGGAUGAAACACUCUCCCACGCCAUCGGGAUCUACUCCAUUGAAGAAACCACUGGCUUCAACCAAGUGAUCUACAUCCUUACCCUGGUACUCCAACCCCCAUCACUCUCCAAGGGCGCCAAAAAAGCCCGAAAGAGGUCGGCCAACCAAGAUGCCAUGACUGCCUCCAACCAAACUCCCCACGCCAGCCGCCUCGAAAACGCGACCGACGCCGAUCCAGGCCUGACCGCCGAUGAAGAAAGCGUCCGCUGCCAUGCUGCGACCAUGGCCCCCAAGUUUGGGGCCAUCCGCGACAAAAUGGCGUCACCAGGCCGCUCCAAACGCGAAAAAUGGCCCCCUCAGCCCAACACAGUGUUAAUGACGACCGCCGCCCCGAAAACGUGA
Aphanomyces astaci is the source of this 1338-nucleotide messenger RNA. RefSeq lists its product as hypothetical. Bases 1 to 1338 code for a protein of 445 amino acids. The record is from RefSeq and is a predicted model, not a curated record. Lineage: Eukaryota; Oomycota; Saprolegniomycetes; Saprolegniales; Verrucalvaceae. The transcript has 4 exons.